AUGAACGGACUAAACCCUCGCCUCUAUAUCAACUUCGUGGAACGUCUACCACCGGAGAUAUGCCUCAAAAUCCUGGGUUAUCUAGACCCUGUGUCGCUAAUCCAUGUUGCGAUGUGCUGCCGGGGCUGGUACGAUUUGGCUUUGGACCGCAAACUUUGGGAGCGACUGUUCUAUUUAGAAGGUUGGAAGGCCAUACCCUCCGAAAUCAUAGCCGCAGAACAGAGGAUGAAUGAAACACAAGUCCCGUCUCAAAAGAUAGAAUCAUUCGAAGACGGCCACGCGAAUAAGAAACGAGCUGUAUCGGAACCAGCAGCACAGGAUGACGAAGACUAUGAUAUGGUCGACGCUGAUGCGGCCGUAACGCAAGAGUCCAUGGUUGACCAGUACAAUAGUUCUUUCCAUAUUCGCCAGCCUGGGGAGAGUGGUUCGUCUGUUCAGAGUAACGCUAGUGUUAUUCAGCAUAUGGGUAGCCUGAUGAUGAAGUCGCCCAGCCCCAUGCAUGAUCAAAGAGGACAGUCCGCUUCCCGAGUAUCGAAAGGCAAAGGCAAAGCCACUAUCGAAUCGCUUAUUGAGACUGCUUCCAGCUUACCUAGCCUACUGAAGUCUACGCUUUGGAUUUAUGAUUCGAUUGAUCGUAGAUACAAAAUCAAUUGGAAGUACCUAUAUACGAUGAGACGAAGGCUGGAACACAAUUGGGAUCGUGGCCGGUAUAAAAACUUCCAAUUACCACAUCCAGAUCACCUAAACGAGGGACAUAAUGAGUGCAUCUACAGCCUCCAAUAUAACCCGGAAUAUCUUGUCAGUGGUAGCCGGGACCGUACACUACGAAUAUGGAACCUACGCACCCGGCGCCUUAUACGACCGCCUCUUAUGGGCCACCAAGGAUCAGUUCUCUGUUUACAGUUCGACUCAGAUCCUGAGGAGGAUCUAAUUGUCUCCGGAAGUAGCGACUCGGAUGUAAUUUUAUGGAAAUUUUCUACAGGCGAAAUCAUCCAGCGACUGAAGAAGGCACAUAGGGAAUCAGUUCUUAAUGUCAAGUUUGACAAACGGAUCCUCGUAACAUGCUCCAAGGACAAGACGAUCAAGAUUUUCAACCGUGUUCCAUUACGACCCGGGGACUUGGGAUAUGGCGGGUCCCAAGGUGUUAGCCCUGUACCAAUAAAUCUUAGAAAUUUUGGUUUCGACGACUCGCCUAUAAAUCAAGCCGCUAUUAAACCACCGUACACAAUGAUCGGAUGUCUUGAGGGGCACGGCGCCGCCGUAAACGCCGUCCAGAUUUGUGAUCGCGAAAUUGUCUCAGCGAGUGGCGACAGACAUAUCAAAGUAUGGGAUUGGCCAAAUCAGACAUGCCAGAGGACUUUUCUUGGGCAUAAUAAGGGUAUUGCCUGUGUCCAGUAUGACGGUCGUCGUAUUGUGAGUGGGAGUAGCGAUAAUGAAGUCAAGGUGUUCGACCGAGAAACGGGUCUCGAAGUUGCGAGCUUGCGGGCGCAUGGCAAUCUUGUCCGUACUGUACAAGCUGGGUUCGGUGAUCUUCCUUAUAGCAUCGAGCAAGAUCGGUUGGAAGCAAAGGCUGUCGAUCAGGCAUAUUUUAAGGCUUUAAAUGAUGGAAAUCUCGAACAGGAGGUCCAAUCGUUGAGGCGUCGACCACAUAACGCGGGUAGUCGCCGACCUGAAGAUAUUACUGCAUACGGGGCUACGCUUCCUCCCGGCGGCGGUGGCGGUCCUUACGGACGAAUAGUUUCCGGUUCUUACGACCAAAGCAUUAUAAUCUGGCGGCGGGAUAGGGAGGGUGUCUGGAAGAGCGCACAUACGCUUCGCCAGGAAGAAGGCGCGACGGCAGCCCUUAGGCAGACACCUCCUCGCUCUACUUCUAGAGCACCUCCUACGUCAUCAACCCUGCCUUCUACUCAUAAUCUACCGGCGCCCUCCGCAAGCGCUCCACCAACGCAAGCACAUCCGAAUUUCACCCACGUCGAGCACCCUAUCCUCGCCACCAUCACCCCUCAAACGACUUCAUCCUACACACAAAUGAUCGAUGCUUGUGUUCCGCAGGGACCAGCAGCCCUCCAACAGGCUUUAGCCUCCUAUCCGACCAUGUUAACCUACCAAUUUCACAUACAAUCAGCCAUUAGUCGUGAACCUAACCCCAUUAUUCGCUCGCAGCUAAGACAAGUUGUUGGCAGUGCUGUAAACAGAGCACAGCUUGCUCAAAGUCGCAUCAGAGAAUCCGUACAGCAAGCCCUUUCAGCAACUACGACCGCCGGGGAGACGUCGACUCAGUCAGCCAGCCAGCAUAACCCAUCCAAUAUUGCUCCAGUGGGGCACGCUACAACAAGCAACGGUGGUGGCCCUCCUCCUAGCCUCACUAGUAUGACCACACCGCACACUCAGCCCCAGCCGCAGACUACAACGUCUCAAGCGCAAGGCCAAGUACAGGGCCAGCAACAGCAGCACCCCCAUAUCCCACAAGCAGAUACAAGUCCCGCCAGAAUUUUCAAAUUACAAUUUGACGCACGGCGGAUAAUUUGCUGUAGUCAGACAAGCACCAUCGUAGGCUGGGACUUUUGCAAUGGGGACCCAGAGCUCGAAGAGGCAUCCACAUUUUUUGGGACUGUAGAGUAG
Daldinia childiae is the source of this 2622-nucleotide messenger RNA. Its product is annotated as F-box/WD repeat-containing protein lin-23. The transcript has 2 exons. NCBI's taxonomy places the organism in Eukaryota, Fungi, Ascomycota, Sordariomycetes, Xylariales, Hypoxylaceae. The record is from RefSeq and is a predicted model, not a curated record. Gene Ontology annotation, molecular function: protein binding. Bases 1 to 2622 code for a protein of 873 amino acids.